AUUGUUUCUUUUGCUUAAAAGAAUAUCAAAUAUAAUCAUACAUCCGAAUCGCUUCACACAUUCGCUUUUUCUCAGUCAAGCUAUGUCUUUAUCCUCUUCAAAUUCAGAUACAGUCCCUUCAAAUGACAAUAAUAUCACACAUCCAACUUCUGAUAUUGGAAAUGAAAAUCCUGACAAUAAACCAUCAAGUCCUAGUUUUUCAUCAUCAAUGGAUAAAAGUAAACCUCAUUUUCCUCAAUUAGCUGUUUUGCUUCCAACUCCAGAAAACUCUCCACGUUAUCUUUCUUCGGAAUUGCCUAUCAGCGAUAGCGCUUUACCUUCAUAUCAAACAAUUCGAGAGCAAUUUGAUACCUCUUAUAUUCACUACAAACAUCGUGUCAACCCUAUUCCUUCUGCUGCUUUGGCUGUUUCUCGGUUAAAAGUUCAACCAGACUCUUCUUAUGGUUCUAGUGAAAUAUCAGCCGCUCGAACCUUAUGCGAUAUAAAUAGGACCGUAUUGUUUAAUCUUGCUCCGUCUGGUAAAAAUGAAAGCGAGUUUCAAAAUAAUUCAAAUAAACCGGAUUCUUCAGAUACUUUGGAUAGUUUAGUUAUCUCAACUAAAUCAGUAGAAAAUCCAAUUAGUAUCCAAAAUUUACUAAAUCCUACAGAUGAACCACCCAAGUUCAAGUCUAUUAUCUUAACUGGCUCAUCCAGUCCACUUGAUUUAAGCGACUUGGAUAAAGCCUUGUUUAAUAGUAAUGAAUCUGACAGUUCAUCAACUAGUAUUGAUGAGCGUGUUGGUUCUUCCAAUCUUUUGUUAAAUAAAGAUGCUGUUAGUAAUGAACCGAUUCCCAACAGUUUAAACUCUGGCAAUAAUACAUCCAAAAAAACUGCUGAAUCCGAGAAAGAUGCUGCUUUUUCUGCAGAGCGUAUUUUAUUGCAUGACAAGGAAAAUGGCGAGAUCCUCAAGGUUGCUGAUAUAGAUGACAAAGCUAGUUAUGAUCAUUAUGUCAAAACACUUAAUCCUGGUUUUGUCUUCUUGACCAAAAAUUCAAAAUACAAAAAAAAUGAUAACGUCAAAAGCCCAAAAGAAUCAACAGGCUCGCCCAAACCUGAUCAUACACCAUGCACUCAUUGUAAUGCAAUGCUUUCACCUGAAUGGAGAUCAGGUCCUGCUCCAGCAAGAGAAAAAAAAGCAUUUUGUAAUGCUUGUGGUUUGUUUUAUAAAAAGUUGAAAAAGUAUGGAAGAACUCGUAAAGAUAUGAUUAUGAAAGCCAGAAAGGCGCUUCGUCAAGACGAAGCACAAACUUAUUAUGGAUUUACAGCAGAAGAAAGGUUAAAAGCCAGGCAAGAAAACGAUGAAAUAAGAAAGAUUGCAAGCCCUCUAUCAGUUUUUAAGUGGUAUGUGUUUUAUCAAAUUUUAUUUAGAGACCAACCUGUCUAUUCUGAUCCUUAUUAUCCUGCAGAAAUGCCAAAGUCUCGAGAAGCUGCUCUUCAACAAAUCGAGGCUGCUGACAAAAAAGCUGCUGCAGAUGAAGUUUUGGAGUUCUUAAGAAAAGCAGAUGAGCAUGAUAUAAAUGAGGUUAAAGAAGCGAUGGAAGCAAAUGAACAGCUUAGCUCUGAUGGUAUUGCUCUUAAAAAAAUCAAAACCUGCAAAGGCUCCAAAACCACAAAAAACACAAAAAACACCAGAAAUAAAAAGUGAACCGCUCUGGGCGGUUUCCGGUUCGAUUCGCUUUUGCAGACCUUUUUUUUAGGUUUUUUUUGUAUUUUCCGUUGUUUUCUUCCCUGUUACUUUUUUUUCAAUUACUUUUUAGAUUCGUUGUUUUAUCUGUUAGAUAACAGGUCUCAUUUUAAUCAAU
Messenger RNA from Ascoidea rubescens DSM 1968, 1841 nucleotides. RefSeq names its product GATA-type transcription factor. Gene Ontology annotation, biological process: regulation of DNA-templated transcription. The transcript has a single exon. The coding region runs from base 83 to 1684 and encodes 533 amino acids. The record is from RefSeq and is a predicted model, not a curated record. Lineage: Eukaryota; Fungi; Ascomycota; Saccharomycetes; Ascoideales; Ascoideaceae. Gene Ontology annotation, molecular function: sequence-specific DNA binding; zinc ion binding.